GAAAGAACGAUGAGAGAGAUCAUUAUUUUGACGUGCGAGUUAGAAAGUGUGGUUAUGUUUUAUUGUUGACAACAGCAACUAUACGGGAAAAUCAACAUUUAAAUAAGAAAAAAUAUUAAUUAACAAACUGCAAAGAGAAGAAGUGACGAAGAUAGUUGCAAACUGCACAUGCGCGUUAUUUUUGAAAAGUCAUUACUACUCAGUGAACCAAGGCAGAAAUCUGGCACCAGUUUGACUAGGGGAUACGCUGGAGAGCAGUCUCCUUAUUAUUACUCCGUGGUUUAAUACAUUUCCCUCAGUUCAACUCGCGACCACUUCCGAGAAUUGGCGCCACCUCCUUGACCACUGACACAUAGAUCCACUUGUCUGUGUGCUCGCCGCCAUAUUGUCUCUCACUUUCGCCAAAAAUCCAACUUUUGAGUGAGAUGACACGCGGGAAAACACUUUUUGGGCUCGAUUUUUCCCGGAUGCCCUUAAAGGCCUUUCUCCAAUAGGUUCCCAAAACUCUGCGUCUGCGUCGGUUGCUAUAGCAACACAUGCUAAAAUCAACGCAACGCAAUCAUUCGCAGACAAACGCAGAGUUUUUGGAUCCUAUUGGAGAAAGGCCUUAAUAAGGAAAGAAGAAGAAGAAAACGUCUGCUGAAGUGUUGUUUUGCCGCAUGGACCAUCGCUGUUGUUUUGAAAAAAUAUAUUUGUCAUUGAACGAAGAAGAAUAUUGAUAGUUCACCAAUGCUAUAAAAAGUGCUUUGUGUCGUGAUUUAUCAACCUGAAACCCGUAAACUGGCUGUGAAGUGGGACUGCACAGGAAUUGAGAGAAAUUCAAAUAACUGAAGCAAAAAUGUGCAACAAUACGCUUUUAACGACAGAAUCAAUUUCCUGGAAAUCUUUAUUGAUGGAAUCGGAACAAACUGUUCCCAAUGAAAUUAAAAUACAAUUAAUACCGAUGAUUGAAUAUUUCAGUAAAUAUAGUGAAAAAAACAAGAAUGGCUCUAAUGAGUUUAUUAAAAAUAUGGAACUGCGAUUAGAGGCUUGUUUGAAUCGAAUUUGGGAGACACUACAUUCUGGUCACUGGAAAGAUGUCCCAAUUCAAUAUAGAUAUUCAUAUUCCAUUUGCAGUAUUCUUAAGACAAUUUGUUUGGAACUCGAAAACAAUAUCGAAACAGAUUUGCCAAUAGUUUUAACGAUGAUAAAGCAAAUUGACAAAGGAAUUUUAUUAGGAGCGCCUCUUCAGAGUUCUCCUGAAUUGCUGACAACAAUUGCCUCACAAUUAAACGGUCAUUUCAUAAAAAUUUCGUUUAAAAAGGAACUCAGCAACAGGAUUAAUAUUAAUGACAUAGACAUGUGCUCUCCACCGUUUCCUGAAUUUCGAUCUGUGCCUUGUUAUGAACAACCAUCAAUGGAAUCAUUCUAUAGAGAUAUUUUUCAACCGAAAGUUCCUGCAAUAGUAAAAGGUUGUAUAAAGCAUUGGGAGUCUUUGGAAAAGUGGAAGGACAUAGAAUAUCUUAAAAGAGUAGCUGGAACUCGAACUGUACCAAUUGAAAUUGGCUCCAAAUAUACGGAAGACGAUUGGGCACAACAGCUUAUUACAUUUUCCGAAUAUCUUGAAACUUAUAUUUCUUCCAAGUCUACAAAAAUUGGAUAUUUAGCUCAGCAUCAAUUAUUUCAGCAGAUACCAGAAUUACAAAACGAUUUUUCAGUACCGGAUUUUUGUUCUUUUUCCGAUACAGAAGAUGAAAGUUCGACAGACAUUAAUGCUUGGUUCGGUCCAGCAGGAACUGUUUCUCCUUUACAUUACGAUCCAAAGAAUAAUUUAUUAUGUCAGGUGUUUGGAUAUAAACGAAUAGUUCUCUAUAAACCAGAGGACAGUGAAUGUCUCUACCCUUACGAAACAAGAUUACUCUGUAAUACAGCGCAAGUGGAUCCUUAUCAACCGGACUACGAAAAAUGGCCUAAAUUUAAGUCAGCGGAAGCUUUCUUCUGUUACUUGAAACCAGGAGAAAUGUUAUUUAUUCCACCCAAAUGGUGGCACCAUGUAGUUAGUCUUUCUCCUAGUUUUUCCAUCAGUUUCUGGUGGAAUUAA
Molecule: messenger RNA, 2080 nt
Organism: Leptopilina heterotoma
Lineage: Eukaryota; Metazoa; Arthropoda; Insecta; Hymenoptera; Figitidae
Gene: JMJD5
Product: bifunctional peptidase and arginyl-hydroxylase JMJD5
Exons: 11
Coding region: 839-2080 (413 amino acids)
Cellular component (GO): nucleus
Molecular function (GO): histone H3K36 demethylase activity
Source: RefSeq, a predicted model, not a curated record